AAUCAAGCAUUUACAAUUCGCACGGGAUAGAGAAAGAAAAACAGAACGAAAUAAGUGUGGAGCACUCAGCGAAUGUUGUUUCUGAUGAUACUGAUUUAUUUAACGUGGCAAUAAAGGUCGGGCAAAAGGAGAAUCUAUGCUGGUAUUGUUUCUAUAAAGCAUAUGAGGAUCGGGUUGAAGACUGUAAAGUGAUCGUCGGCGUUACGAAAAGUAACGCGCACGUGAUUAAAUCUUCUGAAGUAACUGCACCUAAUUCUUUAGGUGAUUCCAAAGUAAUCGGUCCAGAUAAUUCGCCCAAAGCUAAUGACUAUGAUGAUACCAUGCCUUCGUCAAUGGAGAAAGGAACUAAUGAAGUUCAGACAGACUAUGAUAGUGAUUGUAGCCACGACAAUGAUUCUGAAGAAGACGUAUCAUUUUCUGAUAAUGAUAAGAUAAAUGAUAUAGACACGAUGGUUUCUGAUGACGAAGAAGAUGUAGGUUAUUACUAUGAUUUAAGAACCG
This is a messenger RNA of Racocetra persica, 501 nucleotides long. Lineage: Eukaryota; Fungi; Glomeromycota; Glomeromycetes; Diversisporales; Gigasporaceae. The record is from the annotation of a GenBank genome assembly.